Epithele typhae is the source of this 1179-nucleotide messenger RNA. RefSeq lists its product as uncharacterized. The coding region runs from base 1 to 1179 and encodes 392 amino acids. Gene Ontology annotation, cellular component: glycerol-3-phosphate dehydrogenase (FAD) complex; mitochondrion. Gene Ontology annotation, biological process: glycerol-3-phosphate metabolic process. The transcript has 6 exons. Lineage: Eukaryota; Fungi; Basidiomycota; Agaricomycetes; Polyporales; Epitheliaceae. Gene Ontology annotation, molecular function: glycerol-3-phosphate dehydrogenase (quinone) activity. The record is from RefSeq and is a predicted model, not a curated record.
AUGCUCCGCCGCCUCGUCUCGCGCCGCACCCUCGCGAUGGCCUCUGGGGCCACCGCUCUCUCCGCCGCGGGCGGGUACUACUACCUCAACUCGGGGCCCACCUAUCCCCCAUCCACGAAGGAGACCCGCAGACCUCCCCCGCCAUGGACUCCGCCCUCGCGCCAGCAGAUGCUUGACGCGCUGAAGCUCUCGAGCCAGGACCCGACUCAGGAGUUCGACCUACUCGUCGUUGGAGGAGGCGCGACGGGCGCGGGUGUCGCCGUGGACGCGGCCAGCCGAGGCCUCAAGGUCGCGUUGGUCGAGAUGGACGACUUCAGCUCCGACUGCACCCUAUCUCUCCGCAUGCUGCCAAUCAUGCUGCCAAUAUACAAGUAUUGGCAGGUUCCAUACUACUGGGCCGGUUGCAAGAUGUACGAUUUAUUGGCUGGAAAGGAGAACAUGGAAACAUCCUAUCUUAUGAGCAAGGGAAAGGCGCUUGAGGCGUUCCCUAUGCUCAAGCAGGACGGUUUGGUUGGGGCACUUGUCUACUAUGAUGUCACUUCUCUCGACAAGAAGGAUGGCAAGCUCAGCGGCGCGAAAGUCCGCGAUGUCCUUACCGGCAAGGAAUUCAACGUCUCUGCGAAGGGGAUCGUCAACGCGACAGGCCCCUUCUCCGACUCCUUGCUCACUAUGGACAACCCCGACCACAAGCCCAUCGUGCAGCCCUCCUCCGGAACCCACAUCACGCUCCCCAACUACUACUCUCCCCGCACAAUGGGCUUGCUUGACCCUGCUACCUCGGAUGGCACCACGGACACACCCGCGGAAGUUUCGACGGCGCCUCGGGCGCAGGAGGAGGAGAUCCGGUGGAUUCUCGAGGAGGUCCGCCGAUACCUCAGCCCGGACAUCAGGGUCCGCCGUGGUGACCACGAGGGCCUUGUCCGCAAUCACAUGAUCCACGUCAGCGAGAGCGGCCUCCUUACCAUCGCGGGCGGGAAGUGGACGACCUACCGCGCGAUGGCGGAGGAGACGGUAGACAAGGCCAUUGAGGUGUUCAACCUCAAGGACCGGACCAAGCGUGGGUGCGUCACGGAGCACCUGCGGCUGAUCGGCAGCGAUGGCUGGAGCCGGAACAUGUUCAUUGGGCUCGUGCAGAGGGUAAGCCCCUCCCCUGGAUUCAACGACGCAUACGCAGACUGA